UCCAGUGGCAGGAGGCAGCUAUGGCGGCCGCGGUAGGAGGCGAAGGAGCGGGAGCCCCGCCGCUGCCACCAGCGGGCCUCGUGCUUACCCGGCCCGGCCGGCGUGGCGUCCGCGGGGGGGUGGUCAGCAUCUUGGCCCAGCUCCGGCAGGGGCAGCUCAGCGGCCGUGGCCUGACGAGGGGGGCGCAGAUUGCAGAAACUUUGUUAAAGGAAAGAGACAAACAAGCAAAGUGGAAUGGAAUUCCUUUACUCUUAAAGAAGCUGUAUGAGAAUAGCCAUCCCAAUAGUGACUUUUCCCAGUGCCAAAGUAUCUUGAAGGAAAUUUCCCCCCUCCUUUCCAUGGAAGCCAUGGCAUUUGUUACAGAAGAGAGAAAAGUUACUCAAGAAUCUACUUUUCCAAAUACAUACACAUUUGACUUGUUUGGAGGAGUUGAUCUGUUAGUAGAAAUACUUAUGAGACCAACACUUAUUACACAGAAGAAGAAACCGAAAAUAAGUGAUGACCUUAUCAAGGAUUGCUUAAGCAUAUUGUACAACACUUGUAUAUGUACUGAAGGAGUCACUAAGCGAUUGGCAGAAAGAAAUGAUUUUGUUCUCUUCUUGUUUACAUUGAUGACAAACAAAAAGACAUUCCUGCAAACAGCCACCCUUAUUGAAGAUAUCCUGGGUGUAAAAAAGGAGAUGAUUCAGUUAGAGGAUAUUCCAAAUCUCUCCAGCCUCGUAUCUAGUUUUGAUCAACAGCAGCUUGCUAAUUUCUGCAGGAUCCUUGCAGUUACAAUUUCAGAGCUUGACACAGGAAGUGAUGACAAACACACACUACUGGCAAAAAAUGCCCAGCAGAAAAAGAAUUUGGGUCCUUCUCGAGCAGAAAUGAAUCAAGCUACACUUCUUGAUAUACCAGGCUUCAUUGAGCGAUUAUGUAAACUAGCAACAAGGAAAGUGUCAGAAACAACGGGAAAUUCAAGCUUUCUUCAGGAGCUAGAGGAAUGGUACACUUGGCUAGACAACGCACUUGUGCUUGAUGCACUAAUGCGUGUGGCAGACGAAGAGACGGAGCAGAGCAGCACAGAAUCUUCAGAUGAGAGUGGAUUUGCAAAUACCUCAACCAGGAAUCAACUUCCACAGUCCAUGAAGAUUAUGCACGAGAUUAUGUACAAGUUGGAAGUGUUGUAUGUUCUCUGUGUGCUUUUAAUGGGCAGGCAGAGGAAUCAGGUUCACAAAAUGAUUGCAGAAUAUAAAUUGAUCCCUGGCCUUAAUAAUUUGUUUGACAAAUUGAUCUGGCGGAAGCAUUCGGCAUCAGCCUUUGUUCUACAUGGGCAUAGUCAAAACUGCGACUGUAGCCCGGAUAUUACUUUGAAGAUUCAGUUUCUGCGGCUACUUCAGAGUUUUAGUGAUCAUCAUGAGAACAAGUAUCUGCUUUUAAACAGCCAGGAGCUUAAUGAGCUGAGUGCAAUCUCCCUCAAAGCCAAUAUCCCUGAAGUGGAUGCUGUUAUCAACACAGACAGAAGUUUAGUCUGUGAUGGGAAAAGAGGGCUGCUCACCAGACUGCUGCAGGUGAUGAAGAAGGAGCCAGCCGAAUCCUCAUUCAGGUUCUGGCAAGCAAGGGCAGUUGAGAGUUUCUUACGAGGUGCUACUUCCUAUGCAGAUCAGAUGUUCCUGUUAAAAAGAGGGCUUCUUGAGCAUAUUCUUUAUUGCAUAGUGGACAGCGAGUGCAAAUCGCGAGAUGUCCUUCAGAGUUACUUUGACCUUUUGGGCGAACUAAUGAAAUUCAACAUUGAUGCUUUCAAGAGAUUUAACAAGUACAUCAAUACAGAUGAAAAGUUUCAGAUAUUUUUGCAUCAGAUCAACAGUUCGUUAGUUGAUUCUAACAUGCUGGUUCGUUGUAUUACUUUGUCUCUGGACCGGUUCGAAAGCCAGUCGGAUAUUAAAGUUGCAGAAGUCUUGUCUGAGUGCCGCCUGCUCUCAUACAUGUCACAGAUAAACAUGAGAAUGUCCUUCCUUUUUCGGCUCAUUAAUAUUAUUCAUGUACAGACUCUCACGCAGGAAAAUGUUAGUUGUUUGAAUACAAGUUUAGUUAUUUUAAUGCUGGCCCGAAGGAAAGACAAGCUCCCCUUCUAUCUGCGUAAGCUGCAGGAGAUGGAGUACAUGGAGAAGUACCCCGGCUUCAUCCUAAAUAACUUCCACAGUCUUCUGCGUUUCUGGCAACAGCAUUACCUCAACAAGGACAAAGACAGCACCUGCUUAGAAAACAGUUCAUGUAUUAGUUUUUCCUACUGGAAGGAGACUGUGUCUAUACUGCUGGGUCCAGAUCAGACAUCACCUUGUGCCAUAGUUAGCUACAUUGACAAGGCAUACAUGGACAUCGACAGAGAUUUCACCGAGGAGUGAGCCUCCGACUUCCAACGAACUGUUCUUCAGAGGGAAUCUUGCAGGCAAUGGAUUUUCAGGGAUAGACUGUGUGUACUGUGUGCUCCAGUUUGGGACUGUGGAAUGUUACCACACUUUUCUUCUUCCCACCUCCUCCCAGCUCUCUUCAAAGAACAAGACUCUGCAAACUUCCCGGGCAACAUAUUCAGGGAUGUUCGUGAUCUGUAAAGAAUUGCCUGCGAAAAGCCCAACCUUUCCUGCUCAGUAUGGCUAGAAUCAGUUGGAUUUGCUAGAAUGGGAUUCUUGAGACAUGCAGUUAUUAGCUGUGGCACUUCCUUCCAGUUUUAUCAGAAUUAGAUUUUAAGCACAGACAACUUUUCGGGCCAUCUGUACUCAAACAGGCCGGUGUUAUGGGCACAAGGAAUGCACACCAGACACACAAAGCCACCGUUGAAGGGUAUUUUAGGCUUUCUUUUGUAUUAAGACUUAGAACUGACUAUUUGGGGGGCUUUAUUUUGUUUUAAUUCUUGGAGGUAAUAGCUCUUUGCAAAACUGUUUUGGAAUUGUUCCCUCAUAAUCUGUGCCCAGACCUCCUAUUUUGUUGCGUUGUGGUAUUGCAUUCAGAAGUAUCUCUGUUCCUGCUCUCCGUUCUGUGGAAAUCUCUUGUCUCCAGCUGAUUUUUACAGUGUUGUGUAGAACAGACAUACAUUGUGCUGAUGGAAUUAGUCUGAAACCUAGAUUGUCUGGGAGCUAAUUUAAAAUUUACUGAUUCUCCCCUCAAACCCCCCCCCCCCUUUAAUUAUUGCAGCCUGACCAUUUGUCAAUAACCAGUGUGAGCCGAACGUUGCCAUCUGCCAUCCUGCUUUGGCUGAAUAUACAAUUCAUCUUGAACAGGAGUCGUGCUAACCUGCAAUUCUGGGAACGAAGGCUUAGGCUACAAUUGCAAAUUAACUCCUUUAAUUCUAUUGUAUGUGUUUUUAUUCCUGAAAUAUAAUAGCUAACAGAAGUUGUCCACUCUUCAUCUCUUGGUAUUGGUAUCAGAUGCUGCCACUGCUAUUGGAUUAACCUUGAGCUUCAGAUGAAUCCUGAACUUGCUGUUGUAACUGCCAGUAUUAAAGCAGGCUACUUGAAAUAUGAAUAAUGUUUGGAGUUUGUUUAAGAAAAACCUCUCCAGAGUGACCUUGUUGUUGCAAUACUGUGCUAAAGCACUUUAAAGGGUUUUCGAAAGCAUUGCAAACCCUUUUCUUUCCCACAGUUUUAAUUAUUCCAGUUGCCCCUUGAUGUGUAAAUUGACACUUCUGAAAUAAUUUUCCUUUACAGAGGAAAGGGUCCAUGUAUCAGGCACUGUGACACAAUGAUCUCUGAAGGAAAAAUAAAUGCAGAGGAAUUGGCCUCAGCUACACAAAUGGUUCUGUGAUGUCCACAGGCAAUCAUUGUGGGGAAAGGAUAAUUUAACCUACUUAUUUCCUCUCCCAUCAUCUUUGUCCUGUCCUGUUUGCUGCACCUUAUUUUCAGGCCAGAGUAAUGGGGAGAGCAUCUGUGUGUCGUUGGGUUUGACACCAAUAUUAAUUAUCGAAAUAUUUUCUGUUGAAAAACAAAACUGAAGCCUCCCACUUCUGAAAUCAAAAGAAGAGUAUAAUUUUCACACAAAGUCUGAUCUUGAUUUGAAGGCUCCAAAUUUGUUGGGCAUCUGUUAGCGUAACAGAGCGAUACUCGCAGUGCUUUAUGCUUGUCAUCCUUUGCAGUUCACCUUCAAAUGCAGCAUUAAAUGAACCCUUGGUGCAAACAGUGUACCUGUAGUCUUUAAAGGAAGAAAUAUAGGAAAUAUAUGUUUAAACAUCUCUUUGAGGAACUUAGUUCCAUUGUUUUGGCUUCACACAACCUUCACAUGCCUGUGACAGAUGCCACUCUCAAACGAGUCCUUAAGUUGGGAGAGGCUUUGACGCGUGUAACCUCCUCUGGAUUUGAAGUCUUUCUUUUCUGGGUUAACUGUGUAAUAGCUGAACACAUCAAGAUAAACUCUUAAAUAAGUACGGAUAUCUUUUUCAGCAGUUGCCAGUAUCAUAUCCAUAUUUCACUGCCACAAAUAAGAAUCACUAAAACCUAAUAUUUAUCUUGUUUUCCCCUUAAUGGUCAGGCUGCUUUUUUAUCCUUACUGUUUGGCUUACAUGAGGCUGAUCUUUCUAGUGAAAACUCCUUCGCUACUUCUGGGGGCAGGUCGGUGGUUUCAGCCUCUCAUGCUCUGUACAAGUUUUGGGUUUAUUGGUAUCUGCUGUUUCAAGGACAUGAGUUGGGAAUAUUUGACUCAGGCCAUACCAUUUGCCUUCUAGUUCUCACAAGGAGCUUCUGGAUCUAAAAAUUCUUCUGUCACUGCUACUCCUGUGGAACCUUCUCUGCACAUGUUUAGAGACUGCAAUGAAAAAUCGGAUUAAAUGCAAAUGACUGUUGUGAAGAGUGAUACCCAUAAGUAAACAUGUGGCUGGAAAACUAAAGAGGCCCCGAUGACUAAGCUGACUUUGGUUUGGUUAUGGCUUAAAGGAAUGGCAGAAGUGGUCAGCAAACGUUCCUGGAAAUUUUAAAUAUGUUAAAUGGACUGAUGUUCAUGCUGCUCAGAUUAAUGCUGAUUUACUAACAGCACAUAAACAUGUUAAAUGGUAACUAUUAAAGAAUUUUAUUUUAAAAAAA
This is a messenger RNA of Sphaerodactylus townsendi, 5051 nucleotides long. RefSeq names its product transient receptor potential cation channel subfamily C member 4 associated protein (gene TRPC4AP). The record is from RefSeq and is a predicted model, not a curated record. The transcript has 19 exons. Gene Ontology annotation, cellular component: Cul4A-RING E3 ubiquitin ligase complex. Bases 21 to 2387 code for a protein of 788 amino acids. Gene Ontology annotation, biological process: ubiquitin-dependent protein catabolic process. Lineage: Eukaryota; Metazoa; Chordata; Lepidosauria; Squamata; Sphaerodactylidae. Gene Ontology annotation, molecular function: phosphatase binding.